CCCACAGUCCAAAGUUUAUUUGCGGCGGAUGUCUGCUUGUGGGUUCGCUCACUUUUGACGCACACGCAGCGCAGCAGGGCGGGGCCUGCCUAUAAAAAAAACACACAAAAAAACCCCCGAGCUGCACUUCUGAGCACAGCGUCUCCCGACCUCAUCUGACUCCGAGCCCUUUUUACACGUUGACCGACUCUGAAUCGAACACGCGUCGCCCUCAGUGCGAAUCCAACCCGAGCGAGCAUGCCUUCACAACUGGAGACGGCCAUGGAGUCCCUCAUCUUGGUGUUCCACCGCUACGCCUCGAAGGACGGCAAGACCGGCACCCUCAACCGGCGGGCUAUGCGGGACCUGAUGAAUAACGAGCUGUCCAACUUUUUAAAGUGCCAGAAGGACCCGGCCGCCGUGGACAAGAUCAUGAAGGACCUGGACACCAACGGGGACGGGCAAGUGGACUUUGAGGAGUUUGUGUCCCUGGUGGUGGGGCUGUCCAUUGCAUGCGAGCAAUGCUAUCAGGCGCGCAUGAAGAACGCCGCCCAGAAGAAGUAGAAGAAACGGUUUCCAGAAGAGAACAUCAUUCCGUAAAGCAUUUCAUUGUCUUUUUUUUUUUAAUGUCCAUUAAAAUGU
Phycodurus eques (leafy seadragon) is the source of this 621-nucleotide messenger RNA. Its product is annotated as protein S100-A1-like. The transcript has 3 exons. Lineage: Eukaryota; Metazoa; Chordata; Actinopteri; Syngnathiformes; Syngnathidae. Gene Ontology annotation, molecular function: calcium ion binding. The record is from RefSeq and is a predicted model, not a curated record. Gene Ontology annotation, cellular component: cytoplasm. The coding region runs from base 238 to 543 and encodes 101 amino acids.